Molecule: messenger RNA, 6437 nt
Organism: Apus apus (common swift)
Lineage: Eukaryota; Metazoa; Chordata; Aves; Apodiformes; Apodidae
Gene: CEP295
Product: centrosomal protein 295
Exons: 29
Coding region: 522-6146 (1874 amino acids)
Biological process (GO): regulation of centriole replication
Cellular component (GO): cytosol; centrosome; centriole
Source: RefSeq, a predicted model, not a curated record
GGAGAGCGUUGGGGUGAGGGGGGGCCGGGCCGGGGGGGCCGCUCUCCCGGGCUCCGCUCUCCCUCCGGGUCCCGGCGCCGGGCCAGGCCCUCCGUCCUGCACCCCGCACUGUCCCUCCGCGGCUCGGGCUGGCGCGGCCGCAGCCCCGCUGGCGGUGCCGGUGACCGGCCGGGAGCGGGCCCGGGGCCUCCCGGGUAGGUCCGGCGGCGGCGGGGCUCUGCUGCGGCCUGGGUGCGCUCCGGCGCGCUGCCUGCCCCCCGCUGCCCCCCGCUGCCCCCCGCUGCCCCCCGCCGCCCCCCGCCUCCUGCUGCUCCUGCUGCUCCUGCUGCUGCUCCUUCCUCCUCUCGAGAGCCGCUUUUCGCCGAGCGGUAGGAGGGGGAAGGCUGCUACGGGGGGGUACGUGCGGCGCUCCCGGGAAGGCUGGCUCGUUGGAAUGACCGGGUAUCUGCUGAUCGCCUCGUGUUGCCGCCGAAGCUGUGCAGGUUGUUCUCACAGAAACUGAUUAUUCAGCCUUUCCAAAGAUGAAGAGGAAAGUUGCAAAAGUUGGGAAAUUAAGGCUUAGUCCUAAUGAAGAAUCCAUGCUGCUGAAAGAAGAGUAUGACAGAAGGAGAAAGCUGAGGCUACAGCAAGUUAGAGAGCAACAGAAGUGUAUCGCCUUGCAGAUAAGGCAGAAGGUCAAGCAGAGGAGAGAAGAGCAACUAUAUCAAUUAGAGGAAGCCCUGAGAGCUGAAUGGCAGAGAGCACAGGAUCAGAAGGCAAAAGUCUUAGAAGAAUUGUAUUUAUCAAGCUUAAGAGCAAUUGGUGAGGGUCACCGACAAGCUAAGGAGCAUGAACCUGAUUUAGAAGCUCUGGCAAAGCAAGCAGAGGAGAGGAAACAAAGAGCAGAAAAGAGGCAUAAGAAAGCCCUGAAAGAGCAGAAGCAUCAAAAAGAGAAAUUACUUCGUGAGCAAGCCCGACGAACAAAUGCACGUAAACAUGCUCUGGAAGUGGAAAGAAAACGAGCAGCCAAAGUUGCAAGCCUGCCACCUCCUCCACCACAUCCUCUUGAGAAUUUUGAUGUGAAAAAGGCUGCAGUGAAACCCUAUAGUGCUGACAACUUUUCUGUUACACGCUAUCAUAUUUCCGAACCUUAUGUGGACAGAGAAAUGGAUGGAGAGCAGCCAGAUGCUCGGUUAGCUGCUGAGGAAGAAGGGAAACGUUUGGAAGAACUGCACAAGGAGGCAGAGAGGGAGAGAAGAGAGCAGCUUGAAAAGGCACAUCUCAGAGGAAGUCAUGCCUUGAAGAAGGUCCAUUUGGCUCAGGACAGGGAAAGGCUGCUGAAAGAACUCGAGCAAAUGCAGAACAUGGAUCGGAUGCGCAGGAAACAGAUUGUAGCACAAUUGCCACCUCAGCUUUUUGUGCCUGCAUAUAAACGCCUGGAAAAGAAGGAAGAAUGGCAGAGAGAAUUGGAGUUUGCUUUUGAAGAUAUGUACAGUGAAGACAGGAAAAUGGAAGGAGACCUGAUUUUGCAGUUUGAGCCACAACCUUUGCCAGGCCCUUCUGACAGAUCUCAAGAUAAUGACCUUGAUAUCUCUCUGGAGCAAGAAUCUGCUUGUGACACUCAACCAGAAUCUACUUCUGAUACUAGACAAGAUUUGGCACAGAUGAUAGAAGAGGAGGUCCCCAAUGAGUCAGAAAAUCAUGAAGAAGCAGAAACUCACCAACCUCGGUCAAAACUUUCCUUGAAGAGAUUGCUGAAGAAGAUUAGAAGCCAGAAAGAGGAGUGUACAUCAAAAAGUGAGACAGAGAUUCCAACUGAAAUUGAGACUGUUGAAUCGGGCACGAUUGCUAGCGAAGAGAGAUCCUUAAGUGAUUUAGAGCUUAACUGUAAGCAACAGAAGAGUAGAGUAUGUGAAGCCAAAGACCCUGUGAAAAUGUUGGAAAAUACAGUUGCAGCUGAAAAUUCAGUUCUGAUCCAUCCUCAAGAACAAGCAGCUAAAGUUAGAAUGGAAAAGGAGAGACAAAAGUGGAAUGAGCAGAUAGAGCAACAGAAACAGGAACAGCUGGCCUUGCUUAAACAACUUGAAGAAGAGAGAGAGUGUUUGAAAGCUGAUUUUCUGAAGCUCCAAAUGCAAACCUGUUUAGAGAAGGCAAAGAAGAAAAAAGAGGAGGAAGGGCAAGUUCAGCUGGUACAAAGCCACAGCAUUCCUUCUGCAGAUCGGCAGAACAAAGUGGAACAUGAGACUGGAAAUAAAACUGUAUCAGAAACCAGGAGUCCUAGAGAAGACAGCUGUUUACAGGUGAUUCGUGAUUAUCAACAACGCCUUCUGCAGCAAAACAGGCUGCACAAACAGACCAUUGAAGAAGCUAGGAAGUGUCUACAGGAGUAUCAGAAUAAAUUGAAGCAAAAAUACUUAUCUACUUCUGCAACACCUUCAAGCUCUGUGGAAGCAAAGUCAAUUAAAUUAAAGUCUGUCUCAGAACCACUUCUGCAGAGGCAAGGAGUGCAACCAACACAAUACCAGUCACCUGAACAAGUUCUUGCACAAGAGUGUGCACAGUCGCUACCUGUGUGUUCAGGAACAUUGCAUGUGUUGCAAAAACCAUCUUCAUGGAAACCAGACGAUCAAAUGCACAACGUUUGUCCUUGCAGACAAGUGCAGUUUUUAGAAGAAUCUAAGCUGAAGCAUGCAGAGUUUCACUUGUCAUGUGGCUCUCCUUCACAGGAACAACUGGCAAUGUUUGAAACAUCCAGUAAUCAUGUCAGAGAACCAUCUCGCUUCCAGUUACCAUCGGGUUUAGUCAUGAAAGAUGUCACAGCAGUAAGAACACAACCAGAAGCAUGUGUACAACACGUUAGGUUUGUUUUGCCUGCAGAGGAUUCCUCUGAGCCUUUAGAAACAGUGCACUUCAAAAAGUUGUCUCAGAAGAUGUCUAACCAUCAAACAGAGGCAGAAGCUGGAGAAGAGUCUCCACUUAAGAUACCCUUCAUGCCAGCAACAACAGGAUCUCAUAUAGUUCAGGGAGCCUCAGCUGAUUCUUUGUCAAAUCAGCAGGGAUCUGCAGAGAGCACCAUCAAAACAAGCCUGGAACACCCCCUCAGUCUUUCUGAACCUGUGACUUUAUCUCAUGAAGAAUCUAAAGCCCAGAGUGAGGAGGAAUUCUUGAUACCAAAAACUGGAGAUGCAUCUUUGUUAAAUUAUUCUGGUAUACAAAAUUUAAGGAACAGAAUGUUGGCCUCAUCAGAAAGCAUUCAAGCUCAGCAAAAGUAUUUGAAAGAAUUGCAAGAGCAGCUAGAUGCACAAAGAGAAGCUCUUAUUUCUAGACAGAAAACACAAGAACAGCUACUUCUACAGAAGCAAGAUAAAUUGAAGGAACAGAUGCAGAGACAGCAAGAGGCGUUGAAAGAAUUUCUGAACAAGCAGUUGAGACAUAGCUGCACAAAUGAAGAAAUGACAAAGGCACAAAAGCCUGACUGGAUGAAUAAGACUGAUGUUUUCCAAGUCUCAGAAAAUUACCAACAAGACAAUUGUGGCAGGAGUAAAUUUCACAGAAAUGAAAUUAUUCCACAGUGCAUCAGUCCAGCUCAGCAAACUGAACAGUCUGAGAAAAUUCUGUGUAGAGAACAGAAAUGGAGACCUUCCAGACCACCAGUGACAAAAGUCAAGCUAGGGCUUAAUUUGGAGCAACAUGAACUUAGCAUCAUCCCAGAGGUAGACACACCGAAGAGCGGCAACAUAUCUUUUGCAGAUAAAACAGGUUCUGUUGGUGGAGAAUCUUCUCCUAUUUCCACCAUUGGGGAGUUUGCGUGUGUGAAAUGCUACAGUCAUGCUUCUCAUGAAGAAGGCAGGUUACCUUCCACCCUAACAAACUAUGAGCAACAAAUCUCUAAUGAAAGUUCAAGGCAAACUAAACAGUCAAGUAGAUUAAUACAGGAGAUGUUGAAAAUGACUGCUGAAAACUCUUGUGAUUCAGCCCAGUCCCAGGAUUCUCACGUGGCUCAAGACUUAGCAGUUCUUGAUGCUGAAGUUGGAGAGGGAGUUGCAACACAUUCUGGACCAUCAUUCAGUCAUGAUAAUACGGAAGUACUUUCUAAGGUAAUAGCCACGAAGUUAGGAUCAGAGGCUUUCAUACAAGGGAUACUCUGUGAAUUAUCUCCAACAGUUUCCACUGGAAGUUUUUUAACUAGUGAAAGGUUGGAUGUAAGCCCUGUGGACACUGGAUUGUCUUCUGAGAGUACAGAAGAUGGAAUUUUGAGAGAAACAGCAAGACGCCCUUGGAGCUCCUCGCUGCCUUCUUCCUUGCAGCAGAGGCAAGAGGAUUUCCCUGGAGCACCUGAAAGUCAGUUGCCUGAAGGAGAGAUGUACCUCUAUAAAGGAAGUCAGAUCCAGCAGAUCCUGGGCAAACAUACUGGAGACUUGAACUCCCACUCAGAGGACAAUACACAUUUCCAAGCUCUAGCAGCUGAACUUGAUUUUUCUGAAAUGGAGAAACCUUUUCUGAACUUCCAUCAUCAGCUCCUUCAGCCUUUGGAACCAAGUCAUCACUCUGAUGCUUCAUCAUCCUGUUCUCAAUGCAGGAUUUCACAAGACAGUAGAGAAUUUAGCAAGACUUCAACAUUUUCAACAAAAAAUCAAGACAUGUCUAUGUUUCUAGAAGUGGGAAACUCCAAUUUGAAUGUGCAAAGAAGCAGUCUACCUUCUGGCCUUGAAACAAACAGGCCAACCAACAUGACGUCAGAAGAAGAGUCUGUUGAAGAAAAUGAUACCCCAGGAUCUGAUGAAGAAUCUUUUCAUCCACUGCAAUUAGACACUACUCUGAGUGAUCACUGUCAGAAUGCUGAUCAGCCAGUGGACCCUAACAAUGUGUCACAGAGAUCUUCGGAACAAACCCUUGGAAUUAAAAAAUGGGUCAAUGAGAACUGCAGUACAUCUGCCAGAGAAUACAAAGAACUGGCAAGAAAUAUGGCAUGUAUUAAUCUCCAGUGUUCAAUGGAAGAUCUGCAAAAUGAAAGUCUAAAUCCACUGGAAGAGCAAAAAACAUUUUAUCAGCUAAAUACCACCCCAGUUACAGUGGAUGAAACUUUCCCUCAACAAUUACUAAAAGAGACUGUGUCUUCUGAAAAAUUAUCUGUGGAGGCAUUUGAUAAGAAGUAUGUGAAGGCUCCUGAAAAAUCAGUUUAUGUAUGUGAAUCAAAUAAAGCUGUGGAAGUGGAUUCUCAGUGCAAUACAAAUAUUAAGGAGCCAGAUCAAGGUUUUCCAGAAGUAAAAAAAUCUGCAAGGGAUCCCAGAGAAACCAACUUGGAAGACUCAGACAUCCAUUUACAGACUGUCAUGCAAGAGAAUGGGUCUUUUCUGGAAAAACAUGAAAAACAUUCUAAUUCUUUGCCCAGAAGUUCAUGUCGCAUUCCUGUCUGGGAGACUGAGUCAGGGCGUGGUAUAAUGGAAGAGCCUGAACUCACUCUGAUAAGCUCAAAUGACAUCAGUGUUGCAGAAUCAGACAUUGAAUGUAUAAACCAAGAGAAAAUUAAGGAUGAUAAAAUCAGUAAUCCAGCAUGUGUGGAUCAGUCUGAAUGUAAUGUUUUUCCUGAGGAGAGAGAAUUCUUCCCACUAGCUCCAGAUGCAGAUUGUUCAGUGUUUGUAAGGCCUGGUGGUUCUUCCAGAGCUCAGAGUCCCAGUGACAGUCACUUGCCAGAACACCAGACUGCAGUGAUGAUGCUGGAGUUUGUGGCUAACCAAGGAAGUUUGCAAGAAUCUUUUUUAAAAAGAAAGAAGAACUUCAUCCAGAAGUCUCUGAAAAGAGUAGAAGAAAUAAAAAAUAAAGAGAGAGAAAAUGAAAAGCCAGAAGUCAGACAGUUCCGAAGAAUGAAGUGUGAGAAGUUAAGCAGGCAAAAGAGGUCUCCUGUCUCUGGAAAACAGGUAGUGGUUGCCCAUCAGCUGAAUAAAGUAGGAGAAGUGAAAGUGUCUUCUCCAGAGAACAGAAAGUCUGGAGAAAUUGAAAUGCAUCAGCACACCUCAAGACUUCAUAAUCAACUUGCAGAAGUAAAAAUCAGAAAGGAAGAAAAAACAAGGCAAGAAACUUAUGCUAAAAACAGAGAAAAGGCUAAAGAGUUUCAAAAGAAAAUGCUGGAAAAGCUACGAGCCAAGAAGCCUUGGAAGGCACCGUGACUGGCAGAAGACUUUCACCAAAGAGAAACACCACUGUAUGAUCAGUGCCUAAUGAACUCUGCAUUAAAAAGCUGAGGAUUCCUAGUGGCUCCACAACUGUCUAUAAAACCUGUGCAGUACCCUCGUUGUACUGAGGUCACUACAGAAGAUCAGCUACUAAUUCACCAGUGUUUAUCAGAUUGAACAGACUGACACUGACAAGUCUUUUGUGAUGUGUGUUUUAAAGGGAGAUACUAACUUUUGUAAUAUACAUGUAUAAAACUUUUCCAAAUAAAUUUUAAGACAACUUCA